Molecule: messenger RNA, 1314 nt
Organism: Clonostachys rhizophaga
Lineage: Eukaryota; Fungi; Ascomycota; Sordariomycetes; Hypocreales; Bionectriaceae
Source: the annotation of a GenBank genome assembly
AUGGCCAAACGCAUCCUUCAGGUAGCAUUUGUUUCUUUCGGCUGCCUUCAAGCUGUCUCCGGCGACGCAAACGACACAAGCUUGACGCAAUCUCUCAAUUUUGAAGCAAGCUUCUCUGACCAUCCUCGGCCUUUCUCGAUAAAGGUUGAUGAUGGAUUUAUUCAGGCAACCAAGCAAAAGGCGAGCCAACUUCGAGUCGCCGUAGAUAUCAACCAAGACGAGUUCGUCGAGGGCGUUCCCUCUCGAGUUCUGCAAAACCUGUCUCGUCAUUGGUCCGAUGAGUAUGACUGGCGCAAAGUUGAAGCAGCUAUGAACGAAAAGUUUAAGCAGUUUACGACGAUUGUUCGGGCCGGUGAAAACUACACACACCCGAUUCCUCUCCACUUCAUCCAUCACACGUCCGAACGAGAAGAUGCCAUUCCGCUCCUCUUUCUUCACGGGUGGCCGGGUAGUUUCUAUGAGGUUGCCGGCAUAAUCGAUCUUCUGACGAGCCCCCCGGACCCAAGCCUGCCAGCAUUCCAUGUUGUGGCCCCUGACCUGCCGGGUUUUGGAUUCUCGCCUGCCCCGCGAUUCCCUGGCCUUGGGCUACGAGGUAUGGGACAGGCUUUCGAUCAUCUCAUGCAGCAACUGGGCUAUACGAAAUACGUCGGCCAAGGUGGAGAUUUUGGAAGUCACACUCUGCGCUUCAUGGCCGCUGACUUUCCAGACUCGCUAGUUUCCAUCUUGUCCAACCUCUUUAGCGUUGCGCCGAGCCCUGAUGACAUUGUUCGCUUCCAAAAUAACCAGACCACGCCGGAGGAGACGAUCAUGUUCCAAUUCAUGAAUGACCCAGGUCUGACUUGGACCCAAGAUUACUGGGCCAUUGAGUCCAGCGUGCCACUGCAAGUCGCUAUCGGCAUGACGGAUAGCCCGAUUGCGUGGACUGCUUGGCAGUACAUGGGAAUGAGGUCCCUUUCGCCGGGGUACGACUGGGGAAUCGAGGAGCUCAUUACUUGGUCGAUGCUCAACUACAUCCAAGGCCCAUACGGUGGCUUGCGACUGUACAAAGAAGCAAAGAGGGAGGGAACGCUGGCCGGGGCAUUUCCCUACGUAGCUCAGCCAGUUGGCGUACUCAACUACUAUGGCGACGCAGCAUAUUACACGCCUCUGGAUUGGGCAAAACGCCAAGGGAACAUUACCUUCUUCAGCAAGAAAGCGCCGGAAAUACUUGGCGGACAUUUCCCCGCCCAUAUCAACCCACGAUCUCUGGCUCAGGAUUGCUGGGACUUCUGGGGGAAUUCCACUAUUUCUGGAACAGACGUCUUUUUCCACUAA